AUUGUACUACAUGGGCCGCCAUCUUGGCUAACUGGGCGAAGCUUUGUUGUAUUUGAUAUAUCGAACAACUUCAGCUAAAACUCGCUCUUAACGUUGAAGGCAAGGAUUGCUAAGCUAAAGGCGCCAUAGGAUACCAGGCAAACAUUCCAGUACGCCAGAUUUGCGUGGCGCAGGCAGCAGUGAGUUGUACGCAGAAACCUUGCAACAGGUUAGCAGACACCGUCUUGGCAGCAUUUGCAGCAUUAGCCUGCGAUUCCAUUUAAUCUGGUGAGCGCACUUUGACUGUAAGCAUUGAAUUUGAGAGAUAGCAAAGCGCUAUUUUGUAUAUCACAGUCAAACCUAUUUUAAAAGGAAUGUCUCAAGAAUCAGAAAACAAAAAUGAUACCAACAAUAACACCACUGGAAGGAGUGAGGAAGGUGGAGGAAACAUCUGUCGUGAUUAUCAGCGUGGUGUGUGCUCCCGUGGAUCAAAGUGUAAAUUCAAUCACCCAGAUGGUAUGGGAACAGAGGUUACAAACAGCCCAAUGAUUUGCAGAGACUUUCAAAAUGGAAAAUGCAGCCGUUCGACCUGCAAAUAUUUACACCUUUCUAACAAUGAAGAGAAGAUAUUUCUUCGCACUGGUCAAAUACCCCCUAGGCGUGAUGGUCCCUUCCCAUAUAGAGCAAGAGGAGAACCAACCCGUGCAGGACCAAGUGAUCCUGUUUGCAAAGAUUUCCUGAACAACAAGUGCACAAGAGGACAAGGUUGUCGUUAUCGCCAUGUCUUUGAAGAGGAAGGAGAAUUCAUGAGCCAUGGUUAUGAUGGUCAUCCCAGUAAACGUCGCCGUGAUUCUUACGAAGGACACAGCUACUACUACCUCGUGGAUGAAAAUGAAUCCCUUCGUCGUAGAUUAUCUGAUCUCCAAAGGCAGGUGGCUGACCUGAAGGCCACAAAUGAGGUUCUUUUGGAACAAAAUGCAAAGUAUCGCAAUCAGAUAGGGGAGCGCAGUAGCUACAAUGGUAGUGGAGGUAGCAGUGGCUCAAGGCCAGGUGAAUAUUCAUCAAGCUACAGUUCAAGCCAGUCCUACAGCACUUCUUAUCCUCCAAGGGAGACCUACUCUUCAAAGGAUGCAUACAGCAGUUAUGCCCCUCCAAAAGAUCCAUACUCCACAACCAGUCAAAGUGGUUCAUCUUAUAGCGGAUCAGGAAAUUAUACUUCAAACUCUGCUUAUGGUGCUGGUUAUACUAAGUUUGAUUAGAGGGGUUAUUGCUGAAUUUUUUUUUUAAUGAUUUUCUUGGAACUUGAUAUGCCUUUAGUCAUAAGCAGAGUCGAUUUUAUAUCAGAUUGGAAGUUCACUUAUUAGUUUGUCUGAUGUUUUAUGUUUGACAAUUUAGAUCAUUUUAGUCUUACUGCUUGAGAGAGCACAUGCAUCUAGACAUUGUCAUACAGUCAUAAGAACUGGAGUGGAUCUAGAUUUGUUUGGACAGUUUUUAUUAUAGCCCAGCAUUCUAAGAUUUUUGUUAUGAUACUUAGCACUCACUUUUUUUAUACACAAACAUUGUAGUUGUCUGAAUUGACAAAUCAGGUCCAUUCUUUUUGUUAGAAUUAUCAUCAGCAACUAUUAAUCAUUGGACUGUGAAGUUUAUCAUACCAGUAGUUCACCCUGUGUAAAUUGAUGACACAUAAGAGACAAAAGUUAGUAGUAGUCUCCGAGCCACAAAUAAAGUUGCAUGAAAAGUCUGUUUAAAAAAAUUUCAGACAAUAGUCCUUUUUACAGUUGUGUGCUUGGUUGCCAAGCCUUUGAACAGGAGU
This is a messenger RNA of Stylophora pistillata, 1792 nucleotides long. RefSeq names its product zinc finger CCCH domain-containing protein 10. Gene Ontology annotation, biological process: regulation of RNA splicing. Lineage: Eukaryota; Metazoa; Cnidaria; Anthozoa; Scleractinia; Pocilloporidae. Gene Ontology annotation, molecular function: metal ion binding; RNA binding. The record is from RefSeq and is a predicted model, not a curated record.